Messenger RNA from Ictalurus punctatus (channel catfish), 3712 nucleotides. RefSeq names its product endothelin-converting enzyme-like 1 (gene ecel1). The transcript is spliced from 19 exons. Gene Ontology annotation, molecular function: metalloendopeptidase activity. Gene Ontology annotation, biological process: protein processing. Gene Ontology annotation, cellular component: plasma membrane. The record is from RefSeq and is a predicted model, not a curated record. NCBI's taxonomy places the organism in Eukaryota, Metazoa, Chordata, Actinopteri, Siluriformes, Ictaluridae. Bases 656 to 3070 code for a protein of 804 amino acids.
CGCUUCAGGAAAGCGGGCGCGUGUUCAUAAUCAGCCAGGUUUCUAUCUAGGCUCGAGCGUUAUGGGUGGGUCGUAAAGGAGUCUAUUUGCAUAGUAAGUGCAUAUUUAAUGAGGCGACCGAACUCCGGGACAGGACGGGAUUUUGGCGGAAAAAGCCGAGCGCUACCGAAUGUUCAAUUAACUCGCGACAUGGUUUAUAUCAGUGUGUGGCGUGCGGUUAUUCAUUAGCCGUGCGAGCGCACGCACAAGCACAAGCACACACACACACACACACACACACACACACACACAGAGAGAGAGAGGUGUCCCUUGUGCUCCCCUGACCGCGCGCGCACACAUAUACACACACAGUCUUCACCAACACGCGCGUGCUACCCAUUUCUGCGUCCGUCCGUUAACUGACCAGUCAUCAGCUCGUACCUCCCGCCGUCAUUUCUCCUCAACACUUUCCUUCUUUCAUUCAUCCUUUCUUUCUGUCCUUCUUUCUUUCUUUCCCCCAGUUCACUGAGGCUGUACCUGUCUAAUCAGCGAGCACGAGACUUCUGAGGACUGGUGAAAAGCUACAGGAGAGCGGGAAAGAACUUCCUCUCUCACAGCUGACCUACUGUAGAUCAAAGGACAAGAGUCAAAGGUCAUGCCCUCAGUGUGAACCAACAUGUUCCACACAUUCCCCAACAAAUCCAAGCCGCAUUCCCCGGUCUCGCUGGAGAAGACCUACUCGCUCACGGCGCACUAUGACGACUUCCAGGAAGUGAAGUACGGCAGCCGGUACAGCAGCAAUGGCAUGAGCUUGACACUGGGCGGGUCUCUGGAACGUAGUGGGCGGGCCCGGGGCGGGGCAGCAGGUGGGGCUGGUGGGAGUAAGUCCUCCAGUACUGAGAGGUGGAGUCGGCGUGAGAUCUGCCUGCUUUCUGCACUGGUGUUUGCCGGUGGUGUGUGCGUGAUCCUGGGCUGCAUGCUGGCACUGAAGUUAGUCUGGCUGGACGCUCAGGACACUCAGUGCGAGCGGGAGUGCGGGUCGGUGCGGCGCUCGCUCCUGAGGGCUGCUCGCUUCGUCCAGGCCAACGUAGACGCCAGCGUGGCGCCGUGUCAUGACUUCUACAGCUUCGCAUGCGGCGGCUGGCUCCGACGACACGCCAUUCCCGAGGACAAACUCAGCUACGGCGUCAUCACAGCCAUCGGAGAGCAGAACCAAGAGAAGCUACAGCGCCUGCUGGAGGAACCGGUCAUGAGGAAGGGACCUGAUAGUGCUGAGAGAAAGGUGAAGGAGUUUUAUCGUUCCUGCGUCAACAUCCAGGAAAUCGACCGGCUUGGAGCCGAGCCCAUGAUGGAAGUGAUUGACAGCUGUGGUGGGUGGGACUUGGCUGUAGCUCCGCCCGGAGGGGCGGGUUGGGAAAGCGGCUCAGUCCAGACGAGACCUGACUUUAACGAGAUGCUCUAUAGGACCCAGGGGGUGUACAGCACAGCCGUCUUCUUCUCACUCACUGUUAACGUGGAUGAUAAAAACUCAUCUCGCAACGCCAUAAGAAUUGAUCAGGAGGGUCUGACGUUGCCUGAGAGGACUCUGUACCUGGGCCAGGAUGAGGACAGUGUGAAGAUCCUGGCAGCCUACAAGGCGCUAAUGGAGCGGCUGCUGAGCAUGCUGGGAGCCCAUAAUGCCACGGUGAAGUCCCGUGAGAUCCUGGACCUGGAGAUGAGACUGGCUAACAUCACUGUGUCCGAAUUCGAAGAUCAGAGAAAAGAUAUCAGCAGCAUGUACAACCGCAUCACGCUGAAACAGCUCCAACGCAUGGCUCCUGGUUUACACUGGAAGCGGCUGCUGGAUAGAAUAUUCCACGAUAAUUUCUCGGAGGAAGAGGAGAUCGUGGUCCUGGCCACAGACUACAUGCAGAAAGUCUCUGACAUCAUCAAGACCACGUCAAAAAGGGUUCUGCAUAACUACAUGCUGUGGAGGAUCGUAGCGGCGCUCAGCGAGCACUUAUCCACGGGUUUCCGAAGCACGAUCCACGAGUUCUCGCGGGAGAUCGACGGAACCGAGCGGCAGCUGGAGCUCAACCAGCUGUGUCUCAAUCAGGCCAACAAACACUUCGGCAUGGCGCUGGGUGCACUCUUCGUCCAGACACACUUCUCCUCUCGCAGCAAGGCCAAGGUACAGGAGCUGGUGGAGGACAUAAAGCACUCGCUGGAUGUCAGACUGCAGGAGCUUGACUGGAUGGACGGAGAAACCAAAGAGGCAGCGAGAGCCAAGCUCCAGUACAUGAUGGUGAUGACGGGUUAUCCAGACUUCCUGUUAAAGCCGGAGCUCAUUGAUCAGGAAUACGGGUUUGAAGUGAACGAGAAGACGUAUUUCAAAAACAUCCUGAACAGCAUCAAGUACAACAUCAACCUGUCCAUCAACAAGAUCCGCAAGGAAGUGGACAAGACGACGUGGCUUCUUCCACCCCAGGCGCUCAAUGCUUACUACCUUCCAAACAAGAACCAGAUGGUUUUCCCAGCCGGAAUUCUCCAGCCGACUCUGUACGAUCCAGAAUUCCCGCAGUCUCUAAAUUAUGGAGGAAUCGGAGCAAUCAUCGGACACGAGCUAACACAUGGAUACGACGACUGGGGUGGUCAGUACGAUCGCUAUGGUAACCUGAAGCAGUGGUGGACCGAGGAGUCUUACAGAAAGUUCCAGAAGAAAGCAGAGUGCAUCAUCAGACUGUACGAUAACUUCACCGUCUACAACCAGCGGGUAAACGGGCGUCUCACACUGGGAGAGAACAUCGCUGAUCUAGGGGGAUUGAAACUAUCCUACUAUGCAUAUCAAAAGUGGGUGAGGGAUCAUGGACCAGAGCGGCCGCUACCAGGCCUCAAAUACACACAUGAGCAGCUGUUCUUUAUAGCAUUCGCCCAGAACUGGUGCAUGAAGAGACGAUCUCAGUCCAUAUAUCUUCAGCUGCUGACUGACAAACACGCCCCUGAACACUACAGGGUUAUCGGCAGCGUGUCUCAGUUUGAUGAGUUCGGUCGUGUGUUUCACUGCCCGAAAGGAUCUCCUAUGCAUCCCGUCAACAAGUGCUCCGUCUGGUGACCUUCUGACCUUCAGUACUGACCUUUGACCUCUCAUCUUUCACCAUCCAUCCAGAAUUGUCUGUCUGUCCUCAGUGGACCCUGAAAUCGCCCUCACACAGGCCGAGCGAAACGGAAAUGUUUCAGAGUGCUGCUACGAGCUUAAAGCGUUCGUGUUAUCCUAAACAAAACAGCGUUGUCAUGGUUACAAUAUACCUCUUAUAUGGACACAGGUAGCGUUCAGUCGACGAGGCCGUGCGUACCGAGACAGCAUACGCGUACAGACAUAUUGGCUUGCUAGCUAGUUAGCUUACUGACUAGCAUGCUACCUAUCUAGCAUAAUAAGGUUUAACGCACACUUUGAGCAAAAGUUUUUUUUUGUUGUUAUAAUCAAUUUCAUUUGAAAAUAUUUCAAAUUGUCUUCUGUUUACAUAAACAUCUUCAUCCAUGGUGGAGAAAAACAAACAAACAAACACGCAAUGCCUUCUGGGUUACGUCCUGAAAUCGAGAGUGGAACAAUUGUCGUUUACAUUAAAGUUUUACGUCAAACGGAUCGACGUCGUACGCAGUCUGACGACAACAGGAGUCACGUGAACUUUUAUUAAUAAACUGUACCUGAGCUGAUCAAAAAAAAAAAAAAAAAGCCUUGCAAAUGGAGAACGUU